Messenger RNA from Helianthus annuus (common sunflower), 2206 nucleotides. RefSeq lists its product as uncharacterized. The record is from RefSeq and is a predicted model, not a curated record. The coding region runs from base 30 to 2072 and encodes 680 amino acids. Lineage: Eukaryota; Viridiplantae; Streptophyta; Magnoliopsida; Asterales; Asteraceae. The transcript is spliced from 10 exons.
GAAAACAAAAAUUCCAACAAACUAACAUCAUGGAGAAGAAGAAGCUCAAACAUCUUUCCACCAUUGCUAACACCCUUCUUCAACGAUCUGCUCAGAGAUUGGAGAUGUCUGUGAGUGAGUUAGUGGAUGAGUUUGAGGUCAAAUGGAAGGCGGAAUCGGGAAUGUACUCGAGGGGAUUGGUGGAGUAUUGUGCCGCAAAGGUGCUCAAUGAAAUGUCUACGAACCUCGAAGAAGCGAUUACUGAAGGGGAUUUUAGUCGGUAUACGUUCGAUAUGAUGCUUGCUUGGGAAAGGCCUAGCUCUUCUGAUGAAGAAUCUCAUACGGAGUAUGCGGCCAAGGAGAAAGAAGACAAUGAAAUACAUGCAACUACCAAAUCGACUAACGAGCACGAUGACAUUUCUCUGUUUUAUUCGGACAUCAUGCCACUCCUUGUUGAUAAUGAGCCGAGUGUUGGAGAUGAUGCAUUUGUGUGGUUGGGAUCAUUAGUUCCUUUAGUAGCCGAUUUCGUGAAUGGGAAAUUCACUUUUGAGACCCUAACUAGCUCUACUAUGAACCGCCUCCAUUUCCCUGCCUAUGACCGGUUCCUUAAAGAAAUUGACAAAUGCAUAAAACAUUUGCAAAAUCUAGCACCACCUAAGAACGUUAUCAUGGCUGAUGAUGAGUUCAUUCUGCAUGUUGAGGGAACCGCAAGUUCACAGAGAGUUGUCCGCCAUAUCGGAGGACAAAGCUGGCCUGGAAGGCUCACAUUAACGAACUAUGCUCUCUACUUCGAGGCCUUGGGUAUUGUUUCUUAUGAAGAUGCAAUUAAGCUUGACCUUUCAAAGGACAUUGAGCAGUCUAUAAAAUCAGCCGCCACGGGCCCUUUGGGUGCUCCUCUUUUUGACAAGGCAAUAAUAUACGAGUCAUCUGAACUGCAAGAGGAUGUCCAAAUCGAGUUCCCGGAGAUGACUAGCUCCACAAGACGUGACCAUUGGCUCGCUCUCGUGAAGGAAGUUAUGUUACUGCACAAGUUUUUAAAAAAAUUCAACAUCGAAUCUCCUCUACAAGCAUGGGAGAUGCAUUCAAGGACCAUAUUAGGAAUAAUAAGGCUCCAUGCAGCCCGGGAAUUGCUUAGAAUUGCACCACCCGAUCCCAAAAGCUUCCUAAUUUUCGCCUUACUUGACGAACUGCCUACAGGUAGUAACGUGUUACAGGAGAUUGCUGAGAGUUUGAAAACAGUCGACAGUGGACACCCGUGCAGUGCUACUUCCAUACUCCGUAACUUAAACGUCUCCCAACUUGUUAGUGGGCACACAGAAAUGAAAGUAGGGAUUGAGCAUUCUGAAAUUGCAAAUAAUAAACCAGAAAAUCAAUCGUCAUUGGAAACAGCGGUUGAACAAGUUAGAGAGGAAGCAAAAGAGAUUAAUAUUGCAAAAUCUAAGGCUGAUGAUCUGAAAGAUGAAGGGAUUGGCAAUAGUGCUCUUGUAUUGAUGGAGUUGGUGAAGCCAUUAAAAAGUAUAUGGCCAUGGUUUCAAGAGGUUAUCCAGUGGGAAAGACCAGCAUCCACACUCACGGUGAUCAGCUUAAUUCUCCUAGUUGUAUACAAAGAGUGGGUUGGCAAGGCGAUGGCGGUGCUUUUAAUGUGGGUUGUUACAAUGAUGAUUUGGGCAAGACGACACGGAGUAGGUAAGAAAACCAAAUUUGUCGUGUGCACUGCUUCGGAUCAAACAACAAUGGAGAGCAUCGUUUCAGCGCAACAUGGACUCAACACUGUGUACAACAUCAUGCAGUUGGCAAACAUCGCGAUUCUGAAAAUAUGGUCAAUAUUAUUGUCCAAUGCCCCCAAGCACACGGAUAUGGCGAUUACAGCAAUGACCGGGGUCGCGAUUGUAUUGGCAGUUAUUCCUCUGAAGUACAUAAUUAUGGCGCUCGUGGUGUUGAUGUUUGCGGCAACAUCAAAGCUCGCGAAGCGCGUUAACAAGAACGACAUGGGGAACCGGAAAUUGCAGGGAUGGUGGGAUUCAAUUCCAGUUAUUCCUGUCGAGAUUGUAGACAAGGUUGAAGAUAUUCCGAAGGCUGAGAAAACAGACUAGUAACGGUAUUUAUUUAUUUCAUUCCAAAAAUUCCUAGUACUAGUACACUAUAUAAGAGAGUAUGGCUUUCUUUUGUAAAUAAUUGUCUGUCCAGUUGAAGUGUUAUAAAAUCAGAAAAAUGUUAGUUAAAUGUA